AUGCCUCCAGUAAAAGAUGAGUCGAUAAGAGAAACUAAUUGUUUAGAAAUAAUAAACAUUGUUGAGAAGAGUCCUGGCAAGAGUACUCUUGUGGAUGUAAGAGCGUGCAAUAAACCUGCCGCAAAGCUGACACUGGACGUUUUUCAGGUAUGGUUCCGAGGUGUGAGAAGCUCCAAAUUCCGCCAUGUUUACGGCGUACCUUUCAAACGGGAGCGUUGCUAUGACAACAUCAAAAUAACUAGGAAUGCGCACGAUUCUAAUUUCUGUGCUGUCAACCCUAAGUUCGUUGCCAUAGUGACGGAGGUGGCUGGUGGAGGAGCCUUCCUUGUUCUGCCUUUGGAUCACACUGGCAGGUUGGACUUCAACGCGAGUCGUGUAACUGGCCACAAAGGCCCCGUGCUUGACAUAAAAUGGAAUCCUUUCAACGAUAACAUCAUAGCGUCGUGUUCCGACGACUGCACGGUAAAACUAUGGCAUAUACCGGACGGUGGUCUGUCUAUGCAUUUGACGGACUGGCUGGUAGAACUACACGGCCACAAGCGACGCGUCGCCUACAUCGAGUGGCAUCCUACAGCCGAGAACAUACUGCUCAGUGCUGGCUUCGAUUACUUGAUCUUUGUAUGGGACGUCGGCAAAGGCGAGGCGGUGAAGGUGAUAGAUUGCCACACGGACGUGAUCUACUGCAUGUCGUUCAACCGCGACGGUUCAUUGCUCGCUACCACCAGCAAGGACAAGAAACUGCGCGUCAUCGAGCCUAGGAGAGGCAUUGUUUUGUCGGAAGGCCCCUGCCAUUUAGGCACUAAAGCCUCGAAAUGCACGUUCCUUGGCAGUCAGGGCAAGGUACUGACGACGGGAUUCUCCCGCUACAGUGACCGUCAGUACGCCGUAUGGGACCAACAUGACCUGGACAAACCUCUCGUUUGCGAGACCAUUGACAGCUCUUCAGGCGUCGUGUUCCCCUACUAUGAUUAUGAUACUAAUAUAGUGUACCUGGCUGGUAAAGGCGACGGGAACAUAAGAUACUAUGAAGUUGUCGAUGAAGCUCCCUACGUGCAUUUCCUCAACCAAUUCCUCUCCGGAAACCCACAACGUGGACUAGGCUUCAUGCCGAAGCGUGGCGUGAAUACAGCGGCGUGCGAAGUAUUUCGUUUCUACAAGCUGCAUACUUCACGCGGCCUCUGCGAGCCUAUCUCCAUGAUUGUGCCGCGGAAGUCCGACUGUUUCCAGGAGGACUUGUACCCUGAUACUGCGGCGCCACUGCCCGCGCUGUCAGCCAAAGACUGGCUCAGCGGUAUGAACUCGCCGCCUUUGCUCAUCAGUAUGAAGACAGGAGUGACAAUCUCGACCCACAAGCCUCGCACUAACAACAAGGACGCGCCGGCCAUGCAGCCUCAGGACGCCAACAACAGGAAGAAGUUUGCCUUCCUCUCUCGAGAGACUACGCCCGACUACCGCCCACUAGGCACCUGGCAACCUAACGACCAUAACAAUGAUACUGAACACCUAGAUGUGCAAGUGAAUGAAAAAUCUCAGAAGACGAGCGCCAACCAGAACACGAAGUUCCAUCAACUGCAACGUAUGUUUGGCAAGCAGACUGGAGACGCUGAGCCCGUCCCGCUGUACAAGCAGAUCAAUCAGGGAGACGUGUUCAGUACUGAACAUGAGUUACGCCUCGCAUUUAACCGUCAAGGCGAAGAGUUGAGGAUCGUAAAGAGGCAGCUACAGAACAGUCAGCAGCGAGUGCGUGAGCUCGAGCAGUUGGUGGCCGCUCUACAGGCGAGGCUGCAGCGCGACGGAUCGUAA
Messenger RNA from Spodoptera littoralis (African cotton leafworm), 1803 nucleotides. The record is from the annotation of a GenBank genome assembly. Lineage: Eukaryota; Metazoa; Arthropoda; Insecta; Lepidoptera; Noctuidae.